AUGAUGAGUGAUCGAUGUUCAAAUUCCUACUGUAUUGGUCCACCGCCACUAUUUUCUCUUCGACCACCACCAAAACCGCCGGCAUUUGAACAAUUUCAAAUUGAAAUAUUAAAUGGUCAAUGUCUUCAUCGACCAUUAAUUGUUCAAAAUACAAAUGGUGAUCGUAUUAGUGCAUCAUCGCAUCAAACUCUUCCUACUGAAAAAACGAAUUGGAUCAAUGUAUUUCUAUUAUUAUUAGCCUUGAUUAGUAUUAUAUGUUGUAUUAUUAUUGCUACAUUUAUUUUCAUCUGUCUUAGGAAAUUAAAAAAAGAAGAAAAGCAAUAUAAAAGUUAUGUUAUGGGUUCAUUAAUUUCACGCAAAAGUGCUACUACCAGCAACGGAGAUUAUGCUAUCAAGUGUCCUGCAGGUUGUUGUGAAGAAUAUCAUCAAAUUGUUCAUCCUACAUGUUCUAGUCAACCACUACCUUCUUCAACACCCACAUCAAAUAUUCCUCAUGAAAUCUAUUCUCCACCGUCUCAUACGAUUCAUCGUUGUCGAUCUCGCGCAUCUAUGGAUCAUCAUCAAUAUGAAUGUAUUCCUGAACAUUAUCUGUUUGCUACCAUGGAUCGAAAAUCUACUACUACUAAUAAUAAUAAUAACAAUAAUAAUAAUGCUUCGUGUAAUUAUAAUAACUGUUGCUCAAAUACUUUUCUAAAGCAUUAUCAUAUUUGUCAUCAUCAACAACAUAAAACAAAAUCGUCAAUUCAACAUACAGAUACGACUCGUCCUCUCUCUUGUGCUCCUUACUCAACAUUUUCACGAAUUAUUAAACAAUCUCAACAACAAUGCGUCGAUAUUCAUUCAUCUCCACCAUUACAUCCUCUCGAGACAAAUGAACAAUCAACGAGUAAUAGCUGUGCAUCAGAUAAUCUUAGUCGUUGUACAUGUUCAACUCGCACACCCCCAAACGACAAUUUACAAAUAUGUUCAACGUGUAAUCCAAAUGAGUCAACAUCGUUACUUCUAUUAGAACAACCACAGCAACAACAACAACAGGAACAGGAUAAACGUUUGAUACCUAAAACAAAUCCAUUUAUCUCGAAUAAAAUUGUUGAAUCAACAAUCUUAGAUAAAAAGAAAAAUAACCCAUCGUUAAUUGUUGGAGGAAUGAUGAUUGGAUGGACACGUAGACAACGAAAAUCAUCCAUUACAGAAAAUCGAAAAAAUUUUAUAUCAAAUUUAAGAAAAUCAGCUGUACAAUAA
Didymodactylos carnosus is the source of this 1242-nucleotide messenger RNA. NCBI's taxonomy places the organism in Eukaryota, Metazoa, Rotifera, Eurotatoria, Philodinida, Philodinidae. The record is from the annotation of a GenBank genome assembly.